Molecule: messenger RNA, 432 nt
Organism: Arachis stenosperma
Lineage: Eukaryota; Viridiplantae; Streptophyta; Magnoliopsida; Fabales; Fabaceae
Exons: 1
Coding region: 1-432 (143 amino acids)
Source: RefSeq, a predicted model, not a curated record
AUGACUACCAUCCUCACCGAGAUGCAUAAGGAGCAAAAGGCAUUCUAUUCCAUCCAAGCCGUUCAAGAUUCACACCAAGUUCCUCAAAUUGAAGGGCCUCCUAGAAUAUGUGGCUUGUCUUCUAGCAUCGUACAUUAUACUGAUCAGUGCCACCAAAUUCAAGAGGAGUACACCCUAGCCGUAGCAAAUGUGAACUAUAACAAUCGUCCAUCUUACCAAAACCAAGGCCACAACAACUACUCUCAUGGCAAUAACUCCAAUCAAGGGUGGAGAGAUAAUGCACAAGGGAACCAUCAAAAUCAAAGAUGGAACAACUCUUCUUCUCACCACAACAAUAACUACCAAUCUUCAUUCCAACACCAUAACAACAACAACCAUCAGGCCAACCAAAAUCACCAAAACAACUACCCUAAAUACCAAGCACCACAUUAA